AUGCCUGUGCCAGCACCUGUAUCAGUGUCCCUGACUGUGCCCGUGAGUUUGUCUGUGGCUAUUCCGGUUCCUGGGCCAGUGCUAAUGCCUGUACCUGUACCUUUGUCUGUGUCUGUCCUGGAGUUCAUGCUUGUGCCUCGGUCAGUGCAUGUGGCACUACCUGUGCCUGUGCCUGUGCAGUUGUCUACAGCUGUGCUGGUGCCUGCCCUUUACCUGUUCAUGAUCCGAUACCUGUACUGCUGUGCUUCUGCCAGUGUCAGUGCUUGUGUCCACAUAAAUGCUUGUAUCUGUGCCUAUGUCUGUGGCAGCGCCUGUGCCUCUACCAGUGCCAAUGGCUAUCCAUGUGAUAUGCCUGUGCCAGUGGAAGUGCCUGCAUGUGGGCCAGUUCCUAUUCCUGUACCAGUGAUGUUGUUUGUAUUGGUUGUACUUGUCAAUGUGCUGCACCUGCACCAGAGCCUGUGCCUGUACCCUGUGCUUGUAUCUGCGCCAGUGUCUAUGCCUGUGCUGGCGCCAAUACUCAUUCCAGCGACUGUUACUGUGCCAUUGUUGAAGCCAGUGUUGGUUCUGGAGCCAGCGUUAGCACCUUCACCACAUGACAUAGUAUGGUUGCAUGUGGAGCCAGCUGCAGCAUGUGUGUGA
Molecule: messenger RNA, 639 nt
Organism: Schistocerca piceifrons (Central American locust)
Lineage: Eukaryota; Metazoa; Arthropoda; Insecta; Orthoptera; Acrididae
Product: BCL-6 corepressor-like protein 1
Exons: 3
Coding region: 1-639 (212 amino acids)
Source: RefSeq, a predicted model, not a curated record